Lachancea lanzarotensis is the source of this 1215-nucleotide messenger RNA. It is a transcript of the gene TSR4, whose product is annotated as LALA0S05e00562g1_1. Gene Ontology annotation, cellular component: cytoplasm. The transcript has a single exon. Gene Ontology annotation, biological process: maturation of SSU-rRNA. NCBI's taxonomy places the organism in Eukaryota, Fungi, Ascomycota, Saccharomycetes, Saccharomycetales, Saccharomycetaceae. The record is from RefSeq and is a predicted model, not a curated record. Bases 1 to 1215 code for a protein of 404 amino acids.
AUGUCCGAUAUCGAAGACACUUUUUCGGAUACAGCAGAGAAUUUCACGACAAAGCCUAGCGACGUCUAUUUAGGAUUUGUCGAUGCAGCUAUCAAAGAUGCCGAUGAGGUCCGCACAGACGACUCUUUCAUUGGUGGGGAGCCUGUUUGGCUACACCCAGACUCUGUUCCCGACAAGGAACUCUUGAAAUGCGGUUCAUGUCAUUCUCAAACUCAUAUGAAGCUGCUUUUGCAAGCUUUUGCUCCAUUGGACCCAGAACUAGCUGGAGAUGUAGCAUCGAAGCUGGGUUUGACGUCGAUAAAUGCUAAUCCUGAAGAUGAAAGGGUUCUUUACGUUUUUCUAUGCACAAAGUGUCCCAGGAAAGCGAGCUCCGUUCGCUGCAUUCGUGGUGUGAAAAAAUGCAACGGCUCAGCAAGUCUGCAGAAUACAAUGAAUUUAGCGGUGAAGGAAAAAGAUUUCAAAAUCGAAGCUGGUACGCUUGACAAAGGUCCUUCGAAUCCAUUUGCCACUGAACCAUCAGGGUCAGCUAAUCCCUUUGCAAUCGCAUCGGCAAACCCGUUCGCAAACGCGCAGGAGAACACACCAAAAAGUUCUGAAGUUCCCGCCGGUUCGGUGAACCCGAAAACCGCACGGAAGGAACACGACGCUCUAGACGACAAGAAAUUUGAUGGUGGGUUUCCCGGUUUUUUUCUGUAUGUUGAGCAAGAAUCAUUCAAAAACAAAAUCCCUGAUCAUCUCAAACUGCCCAAGAAUCUGAAAAUAGAUAAGACAGCCCUGGAUAUCAAUGCAGAAAGCGAUGAGUCAGCAGGAAUCAACAACAUUGAGCUGGAUCCCAGAACUGAAAAGCUCUCGAAAUUCCUUGAUGACGAUGUCUUCCAAAAAUUCCAAGAUGUCGCAGGAUACAAUCCUCUACAGGUACUGAGAUAUCAUUUCGGUGGGCAACCCUUAUAUUAUGCAGCUACACAGGUGGACCUCGUCAAAGUAAUACCUCCCCCAAGUUAUAAUCCUUCGUCGAAGAGAGUUUUCGAAAUGCAACUGAUGCCGAAAAUGAUCAUAGAUUUGGAGGAAACCAUUGUAGAAAGAGGAGGAAUGGAAUGGGGCACCAUCAUGUUAUUCACGGACGUUGAGAAUUACAUCACCAAAUAUGAUGAACACGACGUCGGCUAUGUCGAGGAAUGUGUGAGAGUACAGUGGGAGACGGAGUAUAAGAAUUAG